GGAUUGACGACCGGUCAGCCUCCAAUCUCCAUCCUCAAGGAGGAUUAGGUAAACGCGACCCCUAGGACGCACGGACACCCGCUUGUCCCCUAUCCAGCAGGCUGUGCUGAUGCUCCCGCGCCUCCUUAAAGCCGCAGCCCCGCCCCACCCGCCCCGCCCACUCGUGGUUCUACCCAACCGCCCGGUCCCGAGCGACACCGCUGAGCGUCACAAAGCCACGAGCCCGCAAAGAGCGCGCAGCCCCCAGCGUCCUGGUGCUGGAUCGCGCGUCCCAGCUCCUCCACCACCACCCGCCACCAUGUCCAGCGAGGAGCUGGCCCGCAAACUGCAGCGCCGGUUGAGACUAGAGGCGUUGGCAGAGACCGACCAGGGUGCCCCCCAUCCUGCACCCUGCGUUGCCUCAGCGGGGAACCGGGAUCCCGAACCGCCUGCCAGGGCGCCCACUGCCAGCGCGGAUUCCGAGCUAAGCGCCAAGUUGAACCGCAGGCUGGACAUCCACCAGGGCACAGCGCGGUCCCGCCGCAGCAAGGUCUUCAACCCCUACACCGAAUUCCCGGAGUUCAGCCGCCGUCUCCUAAAGGAUCUGGAGAGCAUGUUCAAAAUGUAUGAUGCAGGAAGAGAUGGCUUUAUUGACCUGAUGGAGCUGAAACUCAUGAUGGAGAAGCUGGGGGCCCCCCAGACCCACCUGGGCCUGAAGACUAUGAUCAAAGAGGUGGAUGAAGACUUCGACGGCAAGCUCAGCUUCCGGGAGUUCCUGCUCAUUUUUCACAAGGCGGCUGCCGGUGAGCUGCAGGAAGACAGUGGGCUGUUGGCAUUGGCCAAGCUUUCUGAGAUCGACGUUGCACUGGAGGGCGUCAAAGGUGCCAAGAACUUCUUUGAAGCCAAGGCCCAGGCUUUGUCAUGCUCCAGUAAAUUUGAAGCAGAGUUAAAAGCUGAGCAAGAUGAGCGGAAACGGCAGGAGGAGGCCAGGAGGCUCCGCCAGGCAGCCUUCCGGGAGCUCAAGGCUGCUUUCAGCGCAUAGUCCCGCUGACCUGACCCAUGAGCACAGCUGUGCCUUACACCCUGGAGGAGAUGACCACAAUGUUCACAUUUUUACCCCCGCUGCCCUCUGCCUUAAUGACCUCCCCCUCCACACCUUAGUGCCUCUGGAUACUCGGAGACUGCUUUCAUCCUUCCCAGGGUCUUGGCCUCCUCCAAAAGGCUUGCCAGUUGACCUUUCCUGCCUGCACUCCUCUGCUGUUAUCUGUAGUGGAGACUUAUUUCUUCUAGGAAACCACCCUUGUCCCUGCACGGUUCUCUGUCAACGAGUCCUGUUCAUCUAUGGUCCUCAGAGGACAUGUCGCCCAUGUCUCGGAUGGGUCUCCCCUGUCAUCCUGCAUUGUUUCCUGGUUACCAUCUCUUCUUGUCACUGCUCAGAUUCCGUUGACUUCUUUUUCACCACUCUCCAUCCUAGUGUUAUGGUGGGAUUUGAAGGACUUGUGGAUCAUUACCUAUCCCCUCUCCAACUGGGGACUAGCUUGCUAUCAUAUUGCCUGUCUCCUGGCCCUGAACAGUACCUACCUUGUCGUUCCCCUCAUCCUUUUCUUCCCAUCUCGGCCAUUUUCCCACUCUAAGCCCUUUACUAUAAGAAUGAAAGAAUUGUUGGAAGUAAUAUUAAUGGGCAGAAGGAUAUCUGUCACCUGACUCCAUGCAAAUCAGAAUGGACCCCUGAAAUUCUCAAGUGACACAGCAAGAUCUUUUGAAAUCCCAGAAGUCAUGACCAUCCUCUGGUGUCUGACACCAGCUCCAUGGAGCUGAGGCAAAGGUACUGUCACCUGUGGGACAGAUUUUUGUAUCUUGUGAGUUCUUGGGAUUUCUCACAAAUACCAGGGGGUUGUAUUUUUUAACAAAAUUCCCAAUGUCAUAUUUAUUACUUCUCUUUUGUAACUGCUGUCUUUACAAUAAAGAAAACAUCUGCCCUUCUA
Molecule: messenger RNA, 1964 nt
Organism: Mesocricetus auratus (golden hamster)
Lineage: Eukaryota; Metazoa; Chordata; Mammalia; Rodentia; Cricetidae
Gene: Efhd1
Product: EF-hand domain family member D1
Exons: 4
Coding region: 110-1021 (303 amino acids)
Cellular component (GO): mitochondrial inner membrane
Molecular function (GO): calcium ion sensor activity
Source: RefSeq, a predicted model, not a curated record